This is a messenger RNA of Closterium sp. NIES-65, 324 nucleotides long. The record is from the annotation of a GenBank genome assembly. NCBI's taxonomy places the organism in Eukaryota, Viridiplantae, Streptophyta, Zygnematophyceae, Desmidiales, Closteriaceae.
AUGCCCCAAACAGCGGUGAUAGGGCCGGUAGAGGCGGCGACGUGGCCGCUAGGGGAGGGCAACGGGGCCGCAGGUGACGGUGGCGGGGCCGCAGGUGGCGGCUGUGUGGCCGCAGGUGGCGGCGACGGGGCCGCAGGUGGCGGCGACAGGGCCGCAGGUGGCGGCGACGGGGCCGCAGGUGGGGGCGACGGGGCCGCAGGUGGCGGCGACGGGGCCGCUGGUGGCGGCGACGGGGCCGCAGGUGACGGCUACGGGGCAGCAGGUGGGGGCGACGGGGCCGCAAGUGGCGGCGACAGGGUCGCAGAGGGGCCGCAAGGGGCCUAG